Aphanomyces astaci is the source of this 483-nucleotide messenger RNA. RefSeq lists its product as hypothetical. The transcript is spliced from 2 exons. Bases 1 to 483 code for a protein of 160 amino acids. NCBI's taxonomy places the organism in Eukaryota, Oomycota, Saprolegniomycetes, Saprolegniales, Verrucalvaceae. The record is from RefSeq and is a predicted model, not a curated record.
AUGAUCCUGAGCGAAGAAGUUCGCGCGGUGCUUCCUACCAAGAAGCCAAUUGGAGGCGUGCUGACGGCUGACGAAUUACGUACCAACGACCGGAUUGCCAGCGACCGAGUCAUCGUUGAGAACUUCUUCGGUCGCUUGAAGACCCUUUGGAGCGUGUGCAGUGAUAUCUAUGCAUGGAAGCGUCAGAACUAUGACAUGUUGUUCCAAACCUGCCUGGCGUUGACGAACGUCCAUGUGCGCAUCCACAAGCUGCGUGCAGAGGAUGGCGAUGCAAACACCCAGUACGUCAACCGAUUGAUAUCUAUUGGUUCCAAGAUCGUGAAGAACAAGAAGGCUGCGUCCCGAACUUACCGGUCGAAGCGCAAGGUCAGACUGUCGUUGGCCAUGGCUGCAGAAAGUGCAUUCACAGCGGCUGAUCCAGGCGGAAGCGAUACUGAAAUCGGCUCGCAUAGCGAAUCGGAUAGUGGAAGAUUGUUCUACUAA